AUGCCUGGCAGCAAAGACCCCUCAGCAUUCCCUGAGCCAAGGGGUUCAUCAAGGAUGCUUGACCGUAUGAGGCCUGUCUCCCCACUGGAGUUCAGUUUUGUCCCAGAAGAGAUCUUCCGAGCACUGACUUCUGCUGCUGCUUCUCUUCCCAGCCCGGAGCACCUGCAAGCGGCCAAAAACACAGUGGGCCUCAAGGGCUGUCUGCAGACCCCCGAUGGGCUCUGGCAUUACCCGAAUCGCCGUGGCAAGUUCAGGCACCUUACGGACCACCCUGUCAGCCUGACAGGAGCUGGAAGGGAUGUCUCCUACCUGUGCGAUGUUGUGGCUGGCCAAGAAGACACAAAGCCAGGGGCUCCCGGGAGCUCCCUUCCUGAGAGCGAUCGGGAGCAAAGGAGGAGAAGUGGGGCUGCUUCAGGACUUGCUCAAGCAAGCCUACAAGAGUCUCUGGUUCCGGAGGAGUUUCACAUUGUGAAGAACAGGGGAGUUUUGCCCUUGAAGUAUUUUGAUGAUAAAUACACCACUCUCCUCGAGGACCGUGAAGAGAAACUACGACUAUUCCCUUCCCUGAAACCUUCCGGGAGGCUAGAGGUUGUCCAGCUGAUGGAAGCCAUGGACAGCAUGUUGGAAAAAGCUGGAGUGGACAACAAGCUAAUUGGAAUAUCAGGACCUUCACAGCUGCACAACAUGCUGGAGCUGAUGAGGGCAGAGCAGAACAUUUACAACAUCGUUUUCCACGAGCUGAUUCGACAGGUCAGCGUGGACUGCGUCGAGAGAGGACAGCUGCUCUCCAAGCUCAGGCAGAAAUAUGUGAGUCUGCUGGAGCGAAUUCCUCAUCAGAUGAAGACCUUCUACAGAGAAAUGAUGGCCCAGCGCUUGCUUGACAGACAUAUUAUAGAGGAGUUGUUCUAUUUCAAGGAGUCUAUUGCACAGCUGACCAGGGAGCUCUAUGAGCUGCGAGAACACGACUGGAGAGUGACCAGAGAAGCAGAACAAGCUCAACAGGAGCUCGCUGAAGCUGUGCGGGAGGCUGAGAUGAAUGCAAACCUUGUGGAAGAGUAUCGGGAGCUGUAUGAGUUACAGAGAACCAGGCUGGAAGAGCAGAUUCUCCUGCUAAGCCAAGAAAGAGAUAUUUGGAGCUCAGCUGCCUAUGACCUGGCAUUGAAGGUGAUAGAUAGAAACCGGCUCAUACUGGCUCGCAAGCUCUAUGUUAGUGAAAAAAUGCUGUUCAAAGUUCUCAAGCAUUUCAUAGUCCUCUUGGCAUCACAGGACACAAAAGACGUCGCUGAUCUGCAGGAGGAGACGGAGCACUUCAGGUUAAUGCUGGGCUGCAUCGGAGCAGAAAUAGACUCCUGUGAGGAAUGCAUCAAGGAAAAACUGCACAUCAUCCGCCAAGGGCUUGCCAGGUGGCUUCAGUACUUCCAGGAAGAUAUUCUUUCCUCUCCAAUGAAGGCAGAGCUAUUUGAUGAAAUGCUACAAGAUAUCAAGAACUUGGAAAAUCUGUUAAAUGAAAGCCUGCAGGAGUAUGAAGGCGAGGUGUACCUAACCAAAAUGGAAAGUCUGCAGAACAUUUCCAGUCUGCAGGAACGCUGGACAGAGCGAGGGCACAAGGUGCUGAAUCGGCACCGGGACAUCAAUGGAGUGUUGCCUCCAGAGCAUGCUGCCAUGGAAGAAAUAAACCACAGGGCACACGCACUCUGCCAGCAAUAUCAGAUACGGAUAAGCGGGGAUAAUGGCACAACUAAAUUUUUGGCAGGCCUGGUGAGAAGUGUGGAGGAUUGGCUGGACGGGGUGCAGAAGCUGAAGCGAGGCCGUGAGGUGCACGAAUCUGAGCUCCAGGCCUUUCGUCACCUGCUUCCCGCGUGGCUGGCCCAGGUGGACAUGGUCAUGAGCUUCAUGGGCUCCAUCCAGGUGCAUGAAGAGGAGCACGACAAGAAACCACAUCUCCUGGUGGUCCCCGGAGAAAUGUUUAAGAUGAUUCAGCAAUGGAUUCUGUCCAUGAAUAAUGAGAUUGAGAAGAACAUCACAUAUCUUAACCGAGAAGUGACUGAGCUGCACAGGAACCUGACGCUGUGGCUGGCACAUUUGCUGAGGUACAUGGUCCCAGACCGCCUGUGCCGUGAGUGUCCCCCACGGAAGGAUGCCGACAAGGAAAAGGAGCUCCGGUUUCUGAGCGCUUGUAAGCUAGAAGAAGAAGCGGAAGGGCUGGUCGCCAAGAUCAGCGGACUCUCUAGUUAUAUAAUCAGCUGCUGCCAGGAAAUUGUCAGCACCAUCCUUCGGAAGAAGCAGUCAGAGGAUUCAGAAGAUGAUUUGGAGCUGCAGGAGCUGAAUAAGAUCAAGAUUGAAUGCUGUAAUUGGAUUCAAGCAUGUAAUCUCAUCCUUUCAGAGAUCAAAGGCACUCCAGUCUCCUUUAUGAGUUUAGAAGAAAUGCAAAAACUCUUCGGGUCAGAGGUGUUGCAACUGAAGGUUAAGGAAAUUGUCAUUUCUCCACCUCAGGAAGGGCUUGAAUCUGAGGACAUCAGCACUGAUGAGAAACCCAUAAUGGAGGAAGAAAUAUUAGAAGUAAGGAGAAAAUUGAUUCUCUCUCAGCAGCAGUCAGGGCUUAGCCCUGAUUUCCUUACUGAAGGCGAUGAAACAACUGAGGACAUGAUCAGAUGCGUAGGACAUGACUCGAACAUCCACCUGAAGUCCCUGAAGUCAGACAUCGUUUCAGUCACGGGGGGGGAGAUGACUGCCAGCAAGUCGACGACCUGCUUUGCUCAGAAAGAGUUUGAAACCCUGGCGAUGGUGGAACUUCUGCAAGCACGACUUCUAGAAACAGAAAUCCGCGCUCAGAAAGCAGAGGAGAAAUCAGAAGGCCUUGAGGAGAAGCUGGAAGAAGCUCUGGAGAGAAUCCAGGAGUUGGAGAAAAAGCAGGGGGAUAAGCCCAAAUCUGUCCCAGAAGUCACACCUAAACAAGAAGAAGGUCAGGAGAAUCAAUGUGCCAGUGUGGCCUGA
Messenger RNA from Tinamus guttatus (white-throated tinamou), 2994 nucleotides. The record is from RefSeq and is a predicted model, not a curated record. NCBI's taxonomy places the organism in Eukaryota, Metazoa, Chordata, Aves, Tinamiformes, Tinamidae.